This is a messenger RNA of Strigops habroptila (Kakapo), 5031 nucleotides long. RefSeq names its product N-acyl phosphatidylethanolamine phospholipase D (gene NAPEPLD). Gene Ontology annotation, cellular component: membrane-bounded organelle; cytoplasm. The transcript is spliced from 7 exons. Bases 661 to 1908 code for a protein of 415 amino acids. Gene Ontology annotation, biological process: N-acylphosphatidylethanolamine metabolic process; N-acylethanolamine metabolic process. Gene Ontology annotation, molecular function: N-acylphosphatidylethanolamine-specific phospholipase D activity; zinc ion binding. The record is from RefSeq and is a predicted model, not a curated record. Lineage: Eukaryota; Metazoa; Chordata; Aves; Psittaciformes; Psittacidae.
GUAUAAUAACUUACAAUACUAAACCCAUGAUGCAUAAGCUGUUAAUUCAUGGGACUGGCUAAAGUGGAUUUAUAAAUGCUAAACUUUAAAGACUGGUCGGUUUUUCUCACAGUAAGCCCCAUCCUGGAAAGGUUUGCCUCUGUUAUUAACUAUAGGCACAUCAGUAGACCAACUGAAACUAAUGAACUGCUCAUUUGCAUGAAUACUUACAGGAGUAGAGCUAGUAACAGAACCCUAAAGUUGGUGUGCAGAUACUGUUGGGUUGGUACAAGUUUCAUCUUUGCUCUUUUGGAAAAGCUUUAUUGAAAUUUUAUACGAGUGUGAAGGGCCAUCCAUGGAGAUUACCAUUGCUGUUGGAAUCCACAGUUAUCUGCCCACCUGUGUGCAUGUGCCAUCUUCUCUUAUUUUUCUGUUGAUUUAAAAUUUGUCUGCAUUUGGUUUGUGAUGCAGUUGCUGUCCUGCAUACCAUAACACAGCUGUAAUGCACAAACCUUGCUUCUCUAUGUUGUCAGCCCGAAUCCUGCAGAGCAGGUGAUGUGUAGUGCACUCAGUUCUGGAUGUAGUCUAUACAGAGACGUGGUGAUUAGAAAUGAACCAAACCCCUGGCUUCAAAAAUAGAGAAAAUUAAGGAUUUUUGGAAAGCUAUGGAAUGUUUGCAAGAUGGAACAGAGCAGGCUGAGUGGCUGUUCCAUUGAAGGCUCAUUCCACUCUCCUCAAAAAGAUAUGGAUAAGAAAACGGAUGAAGAGCAGCCUCUGACUGUGUGUAGCCAGUACCCUAAAGAAGCAGUGAGGAAACGUCAGAACUCGGGUCGAGGUUCCAGGGGCAGCGACUCUUCCAGGACCUCCAGGAAAAGCUUCAGGCUGGACUACAGAUUAGAAGAGGAUGUCACUAAGUCAAAGAGAGGCAAAGAUGGGAAAUUUGUCAACCCAUGGCCAACAUGGAAAUCACCGACCUUGGCAAAUAUUUUGAAAUGGUCCCUCAUGGAAAAAAAUCACAGCAAUGUGCCAUGCUCGAAGCAGGAACUGGAUAAAGAGCUUCCCGUGUUAAAACCUUACUUUGUUCAAAAGCCAGAACUUGCUGGGAAGACAGGAACCGGUCUGCGAGUCACGUGGCUGGGCCAUGCUUCCGUUAUGGUGGAAAUGGAUGAACUUAUAUUCCUUACUGACCCCAUCUUCAGCCAGAGAGCUUCCCCCACUCAGCUGCUGGGUCCCAAGCGCUUCCGAGGACCUCCGUGCACCAUAGAGCAGCUCCCCAAGAUAGAUGCAGUCAUGAUCAGCCACACUCACUAUGAUCAUUUGGACUACAACACCGUAACGAGUUUGAAUGAACGUUUUGGGAGUGAGCUGCGCUGGUUUGUGCCUCUGGGGCUGUUGGACUGGAUGCAGAGAUGUGGUUGUGAGAAUGUGAUUGAACUGGACUGGUGGGAAGAGAACUGUGUCCCUGGUCACGAUGCGGUAACUUUUGUUUUCACCCCUUCACAACAUUGGUGCAAAAGGACUGCGACAGAUGAUAACAAGGUUCUUUGGGGCAGCUGGUCUGUCUUAGGACCAUGGAAUAGGUUUUUCUUUUCAGGAGAUACUGGAUAUUGUGUUGCUUUUGAACAGAUAGGCAAAAGAUUUGGACCUUUCGAUCUUGCAGCCAUCUCCAUUGGAGCUUAUGAGCCAAGGUGGUUUAUGAAAUACCAGCAUGUGGAUCCUGAAGAAGCAGUAAGAAUCCAUAUUGAUGUUCAAGCAAAGAAGUCUGUAGCAAUUCAUUGGGGGACCUUUGCUUUAGCAAACGAGUAUUACCUAGAUCCUCCAGUCAAACUGAAUGAAGCUCUUGAAAGAUACGGCUUGAAAAAAGACGACUUCUUUGUCUUAAACCAUGGAGAAUCACGGGACUUGAGUACAAAUGAUGGGUUUGAAUAAUGACACAGUAGCAGAUCCCCGUAAGCCCUGUUUGAUUUGAACUAGCAAUUAAUGUUACAAAUACUACUAAGCUGUACUUACAAAGUAGAUUUCUGGGGGGAUGAAUUGGAUUUGUAGAUGCUGGGUUUGUCGGUUACAGAACUAAAACUUGCAUAUACCAAUUUCAUCCUAAAUUUCACUAGUUAUAUUGUUUAUAAAUUUUGAGAGGUGAUCGAAGGACCAGCUAAUAUAUAAGGUGUUGUCUGGGAAUAACUUGCAGUUUCAUCUCUUCUGUGCACCACUGAUAAAUUACUGGGGUUUCGGGGGCUUUUUUGAACUCUUCAUCUUACCUGCAGCAGCAAUAACCUCAGUGCAGGACAUACCCUUAGAGUUAAUGGCUGACUUGAACAAGUUUGUGUUCAAAUGUCAUCUCCCACUUGUUAGUCAUUAAUCUUCAGGUUAUGCCCUGUACCUCGAUAGCUUCACUGUAUGUUUUGUGGGGUGGAGUCUUCCAAUACAGCUGUGUUGUUAAGCACAAGCACAGUCAAAGAAUGAUUUUACCGACUGCUUCUACAUUUUCAUAUACUGACGAACCACAAAAGCUGCAUUUUACAGUGAUCUAAAGAAACGUGCCUUUCAAAGACAGACAGAGUUUAAUAUUGUGUCACUCGUGUAACACUUACUGCUGGCCAGAGUAUUCUUUGUUUUGUCAUUGGUUUUAAGUUAGGCCUGAAUGUGUCUAAAAUAAUUUUCUUGUUAAAUGCAGUACCUGAAAUGGAAGAAUCCCUUAAUGGUGCUUGUCUUUGCAUUGACUCAGCCUAUUACUAAGUACUUUUAAGUGAAAUAUCUUGAGCAAGGGCUGUGGUAUUUUUUUCUUAUGGCUUCCCUGUAAUUUUUAAGUUGAAUGAGAGAUGACAACAUUGUUCAGUAUUGUAAAACUUGGCUAAAUGUAUCUGUAUCAAAUUGCCAUGCUAAUUUACAGAAUUAAAGCCUAUUGUUGCCAAUAAAAAGGGUUGUUAUUCUCCUUCAUGAUUCACUGGCAAAUAAUUUUUCUGUCGAUGACUUGGUUUGGUCUAUGGGAUAUGUGUAUUUUUUUUUUUUGCUCUUGCUGUGCAUUACAUUUUAUGUUCAUAAUCCAUGAAGCUAAAUAAAAAGACACAUUAUUUCCCGUCAAUUUAAAGACAUGAACUUCCAGCAACCAAUUCAAAUCAGGUAACGAGAUUUCACGCUAGGAGCAAACUGAAGGAAUCUUUUAACUGUUGACAGUUAUCUUAAAAAUGUGUAUUGGGAAGUCCUACAAGUCUUACAGAUCUUAAUACCGACAAAAAACAGCACAAGGAGGCAAAGAUCCAUUAGUCCAAGUUCAUGCUCAGGGAGGGUUCAGGAACAGAGAGUUACACUUACAUGUAAGAAAAUGUAGCUUAUAUUCCUUUGGUGAGAUUUGUAUUUGACAAAGGUCAAGAUGUCUUUAUUUGAAAAGGCUCUUCUAGUGUGGCUUAGAUGUAUUCACCAGAAUUUGUUCACAACCGGUUUAAAACUACUCUCAGUUAUUCGGUGUUCAUUUCGGGAGGGUAUUGCAGGGGAAAUCUCUAUUGGGCCUCUUAUUUACACAAUAGCUUCAAUAAUAAAUUGGAUAAUAAUAAUAUAAUGCCUAUCUCAUGUUCAUAAUACCGCAGAAGACGCUAAGCUGCAGGGUGCUUUGAGUACUUUGAAGGGCAUGGUUAAAACUGAAGUGUUUUGUUUGUUUGUUUUCCUGUUUGCAAAAUCAUCAGUUGACUCUUCUGUAAAAUUCUGUACUUUGGACAGAAAGAAUGAAACACAGAACACUGAGAUAAGGAGCCACAGAGCAGAGAAGUACUGACUUAGGAGGAUCAGAGACUAAGUGUCAGUAAUGGCAUACAUUUCGGUUUGGAUCUAUUCACUCACAGCAUUUGUGCAUAGAAUGGUGUCUCUUACACUUGGCUUGAUGCUGAUAGGAUUCCAUCUAGAGUGUGAGAUAAAAAAGUUAGACAUUCUGGUGUGAAGACACUUUGGAGUCUUGCAUGAUUUCAAAACGUCUCAACAGCGUUGUUCUAUGAAGAAAGCAUUUACUGUAACAAGGUUUCAUGUACUUUGUUUCAUGUACCUUUAGAAAAGGGGACAGUGGUUACUUGUUUCUGUCAGCUGUCAAAACAAAGGAUAAUUUAAUUAUCAAAAGGAUGAUAUCUGAAAAACUUCAGGUCAGAGAACAUGGAAAGGGACAUGUAAGCAUCUCCACUGCUGAGCUUAAGAAGACAUAGAACAGACUAGUCUAAGUUCUCAUCAGAAGAGAGAGGUGAGAUGAUUGGUAAAUUCAUUGUGUCUGACCCAGCAUUUGUUUUUCCUUGUUAAAUACAGAAGCAGAAAAAAAUUAAGUCUACAGAAAGCGGCAAAACAUUAUUUGUAACUUGCUUAUUCCAAAAUGAACGGUGGUUUUGGAGCAGUGGGAAGGAGAAAGGGAAGUUCCGUGUCAACGCAGCAAUUGUCAGGGUUCUGACUGGGAAUCAGGCCAACUUCUAUUUCUGCCACGAUUGUAUUCCUGAGGAGUUAAAACUACUCAGGCAGAUGAAUUGGAUACAUGCAGCUUUACCCCCAUAUUGAUCAGGGCGUGCUGUAUUAUCAAGGUCACAUUUUUCUUGCAGCUUUAGCUAUUUGCAAAGUUGCCUACUGAAAAUAAAUAUCUAUUGAAUUACAGAAAGAGGCGAGAGUAAUCAUUUAGUAGGAGCAGAUUGGGUACAGUAACUCGGCAAGGUGAAGCAUCUGGUAAGAGUUCAGGUAAAACAGCUCUCUUAAAAAUGGUACAAGGGUGGAAACCUUGUUUUCUAGCUUUUUAUAGCUGAUACUUUUUACUUGCUCUAUGAUGCGCUAUUCAGGAAGCUUUAAGAGUCUUGGUUUAGUAUGAAGUAUUUUCCAGUAUGUUUUACGUUCAUCAACGAAACUUCCUUCAGGUUCUUUCACACGAUGUUUGUACAUUCUCCACUUCAUUCUGAAUUAACAGUGGAUCGAUGACUGAAACUUUACAGGGGCUGACUCAACAGCAGCACUUAUUCUGAUGAUGUUCCAGUUGCAGAGAAAAAGGAGUAAAACUCCCCAAGGAAAACAGGCUCAGGGACUGCUACAGAACAA